Ogataea philodendri is the source of this 342-nucleotide messenger RNA. RefSeq lists its product as uncharacterized. Gene Ontology annotation, cellular component: endomembrane system; membrane. The record is from RefSeq and is a predicted model, not a curated record. The transcript has a single exon. Bases 1 to 342 code for a protein of 113 amino acids. Lineage: Eukaryota; Fungi; Ascomycota; Pichiomycetes; Pichiales; Pichiaceae.
AUGGAUAACCUGGUAUUAGUUGCUGUUGUUGUGAUUUUGGCCACCAUUGUGGUCGGUAAGACGUUAUUUUCGUCUUCGCAGACCAUCGAGAUCAAUCCGGCCGUUGAGGACGGCGCCGUGGAAGAGCAGGAGUUCACGCCUCGUACGCUGUACAAGUACAACGGGUUUGAUCUGGAGCAGAUCUACAUUGCUGUGAAGGGCAAUGUGUACGACGUUUCCAAGUCGAGGCAAUUCUACGGGCCAAGUGGGCCGUAUUCGAAUUUUGCCGGCCACGAUGCUUCUCGUGGUUUGGCAAAGAACUCUUUUGAGGAGUGUAAGUUGACAAUUUUUUACAAUUACUAA